AACAGGUGGAAAGAGGAGGCGGGCAGAACCCUCUUUAAAUCAAGUUCGUAUUAAACCGAAUUGUCUUAGUGUGUGUUUCGUGUUGUCUUAGUCGGGUUCUUUUUCUUGUUUUGCAUGGUUCGUGUUGUGUUAUGAUAGAAUGCGAAACCAGUACUCAUUUUCUUAAAUUUGUUUUUUGUUGCUUUAAGCCACAGUCUAGUAAAGGAUCUGACUCCAAGGAUGUUUGAGUUGGAAGGAGGGUGGAAUGUCUCUUUUGCCGGUUGUGGGUUUUUGGGGGUGUAUCACGUCGGUGUUGCCAGUUGCUUUCAAGAAAAAGCCCCCUACCUGAUCAGAGAUGCCAAAAGGAUCUAUGGGGCAUCAGCUGGUGCCCUAACUGCAGCUGCCCUGGUGUGUGGAGCCUGCCUAGCCCAGUGCUGUGCAGAUGUUAUGGAUGUAGCUAAAGAAGCCAGAAAGAGGAACCUGGGCCCCCUGCACCCAACCUUUAACCUGGUAAAGAUUUUACGAAACGGCCUCAACAACAACCUACCCGAGAACGCCCACGAGCUGGCGACGGGGCGGCUCUGCAUCUCGCUCACACGCGUGUCCGACGGGGAAAACGUCCUGGUGUCUGAGUUCAGCUCCAAGGAGGAGCUUAUUCAGGCACUAAUCUGCAGUUCGUUUGUCCCCAUUUACUGUGGCAUAAUACCACCAUCAUUUCGGGGAGUGCGCUACGUAGAUGGAGGAAUCAGCAACAACCUUCCUCAGUACGAGCUGAAAAACACCAUCACCAUCUCACCAUUCUCUGGGGAGAGUGACAUCUGUCCAAGAGAUAACUCCACCAACUUCCAUGAACUGCGAGUUGCCAACACCAGCAUCCAGUUCAGCUUGAACAACUUCUACAGACUGACCAGGGCACUCUUUCCUCCUGAGCCCAAGAUACUGGCAGAAAUGUGCCAGCAAGGAUACAAUGAUGCACUUAGAUUCCUGAAGGAGAACAAUCUUUUCAGGCUGCACGCCCCUGUCGUUAGCCUGGCGGAGGUGAAGCUCCCUGUGCCUACAUGCUCUGUUGGAGAGAGGAACAGCCAGGGAAAACUUGUGAGCACUGUACCAACACAAGAGGAGACCACCAAGAAGAGAUUACUAAGAGUCUUUAGUUUCUUGCGCAAACAGCACUGGUCUCUAGAUGAGCAGUUCAUCGAGAAUCUCCCGCCCGCACUCAGAAAAGCUGUUUUCGAUGCCUGCAAGGAAAAGAGUGGUCUCUAUGCCCAGGUCUCCAACAUGCUGCCCAUCCGUGUGGCAUCCUACAUGCUGCUGCCCUACACACUUCCAGUGGAGUCUGCUUACUCUGUUGCUUUAAGGUUAGUAGAGUGGAUCCCAGACGUUCCUGACGAUGUGCGAUGGUUCCAAGAACAACUGCGGCACAUCGCCGGCUCAGUUUAUCAGCAAGCCGUUCAACGAAUGGGGAAACAGCAGUCGAGCACACCCCCUCUACGGAAAUGCAUGAGCCUUCCUAUCACUCUAGAGAUGGACCAACCCUACCUUGGCCUGGCUGGAUAUCAGCAGUUCUCCUCGGUGGACCUGGACAGAUGGUACUGGGACUUCAACAGCCCGCCUGCCCUGCUUAGCAAACAAGCCCUCUCAGCCUGAUCCCUACCUCCUCACCCAGGCAGACCUGCUACUUCUCAAGCUCGCCAGAGAGAUGGGUUUAGAAAACUCCCGACACGUGCAAAAAAGGUGAUGUGUGACAACCUGAAAAUGUAACGCUAUGCAUUCGCGAUUUUGUUCAUUAUUUACUCAUGGAGACUCCACAUAUGGUUUCCAGUUGCUCCUUAUUUUAAAGCUAAGGGGACCCGAAUGACAAGGAUGUUAUCACUUCGAGGAAAUGUUUCCUUCCUGUACACUAAAUGAAAUGAUCAAUCUUCAAAGGGUUGGGUCAUUUCAAAGUCUGCAUCCUACUAUAGUUUCAUGUAUGAACAUGGCAGCAGAAAAUUUGAAUUUCUCUACCUCAGUUUUGUAUUUAUCAAAUGUAAAAAGCACUAUAAACCCUGAAUUAUUUAAUUUAUUGAUGUACUACAUAAUACUUUUAAAAAAAAUGAGGUUUUAACUGCAGGUAGUGUCAGAUUUAAAAACAAAGUGCCUUACAUUCAAAGUUUUUGGUUGUUUUUCUGAACCAUUUUUUUAGACUAGAAUUUGGUUAGCAAAGUUAUUAUCUGUAGGAUUUGUUAGCAUUCCCACAAAACUGAGUCUGUAUUGCCUUUAAGGGCAUGUGGUCCAACCAUUCUGUGCACAUGGCAUCCCACUGCUAAGCAAAAAAGAUGUGGCAGGAAGCCAACAAGUAAGCUGAUUUGAUUUAGAGGAAAUAAACUUGAGAUACCAAUCCUCUUUAAAAUAUUAGCAAUUCAUUUUGGCUUAAAAUAUAAAUGGUUUUCCAAAGGCUGCACAAUACACUGCACUGUCCCAGAAUAUUUCACCUACUAAAAGCGUGUUCUUUACCCUAAACUUGAACAAUGAAUCAGUAUUGUAUUUGUGUAUAGCUUGUAUAGUAACAGUACAUCCCAUUGUAGUACCCAGCUUGUUCACAGUUAUAUAUAAGAGCAAGAAAACAUUUUUUUGACCAGGAUCACUCUGUCUGGUUCGGCCUGAAAAAUAAUUCAAACUGUUACUAAAUCUUUUUAAAUGUGCAAUAUUUACAAAUUAUGUUUUGUGUGUGUGUAUAUAAUAAAUUAGAGAACUGUUAUAUUAAAAAAAAAUACAUAUAUACUAGGUUAGGACAAGAUUGGUGUAAACUUCUUUUUAAGAAAUGGUGUAGAUUUGAUUGUAGUUCUAUAUUUGUUCUGUAUUUCAGUUUUGAAAGAAUUUAAUUGUGCUUAAAUUUUUCCACAGAAUAAAUACUCUGUUGCAACGAAA
Molecule: messenger RNA, 2886 nt
Organism: Acipenser ruthenus (sterlet)
Lineage: Eukaryota; Metazoa; Chordata; Actinopteri; Acipenseriformes; Acipenseridae
Gene: pnpla3
Product: patatin-like phospholipase domain containing 3
Exons: 9
Coding region: 220-1626 (468 amino acids)
Biological process (GO): triglyceride catabolic process; lipid homeostasis; positive regulation of triglyceride catabolic process
Cellular component (GO): membrane; cytoplasm; lipid droplet
Molecular function (GO): triacylglycerol lipase activity
Source: RefSeq, a predicted model, not a curated record